UUAUUUAGGUUGUGUUUUUAAAAGGAAGAACAGCCCUGGCUCGAUUCCUGGGCGCAUAAAACGCGAAAACGCAAGGUGUUGGCGCGCUAUGGCAGCCGUGGUAGCCACGCCCAGCUACUGCUCUAGGGUUAGGGUUGAGAGGCCAUGGCGGAGAGUGCGAGCUAGGCCGGCAAGAGUACAGCGGGUCAUCGUAUGUGCAGCCAGGAGAAUGGAGCAAGAUCAUCACAAGCAUCGGACCAUCGAAAUGCAACACGUCAACGGUGAGGAGGAAGGCAACCACGCUUCCAUUCCCGAGCAGCCGCCAGCCAUGAGCUCCUUAGGGAGCGAAAUCAGGCGCUGGAGCUCUCUUGUCAAGACCAAGGCGUCGCAGCACAUUCUAGGAGUGGAAUUCUCUCCAGACAUAGUUGCCAUAACCAUGGUCUACUUUGUCCAAGGCAUUCUCGGACUUUCCAGGCUUGCUGUCAGUUUCUUCCUAAAGGAUGAUCUUCAUCUCGAUCCAGCAGAGACAGCUAUUCUAUCUGGAUUCUCUGCUUUCCCGUGGCUCGUCAAGCCUCUCUAUGGCUUUAUAAGCGACGGGCUCCCUCUGUUUGGUUACAGGCGACGAUCAUAUCUUGUACUUUGCGGACUUCUUGGAGCGGUUUCGUGGGGAUCGUUGUCCGCGCUUGUAACCGAUAAGUAUGGUGCCGUGGCCAUGAUUUUCCUUAGUUCUCUAUCCGUGGCUUUCUCAGAUGUUGUAAGUGGCGCCUCAGAUGUUGUAAGGAGAAGAACUAACUAUACUAAUUUCAAGGUGGUCGACUCAAUGGUUGUUGAGAGGGCACGGGGUGAAUCGCAAGAUACGUCUGGAUCGCUUCAGUCGCUCUGCUGGGGAUCUUCGGCAGCUGGGGGCAUUAUCAGUGCAUACUUCAGUGGCUAUUUUGUUCAGACUUAUGGUGUGAGGUUUGUUUUCGGCGUCACAUCUCUUCUUCCACUUAUCACGUCAGCCGUUGCCGGGCUUGUACAGGAAGAGCCCGCUUGGAAUAUCCAAGCGUCCGGUACAGCUGAUGAUCUCAGAGUGGACUUUCGAUCAGAUGGUGUCUUCCAAUCCGCGAAGAAGCAAAGCUUGCGUUUGUGGAGGACUGUUCGGGAGCCAACAAUCUUUCUCCCCACGCUGUUUAUAUUUCUGUGGCAGGCCACCCCAUCUUCCGACACCGCCAUGUUCUACUUCACAACAAACAAGCUGGGUUUUGGACCGGAGUUCCUUGGGCGGGUGAGGCUCAUAACUGCGAUGGCUUCUCUUGCUGGAGUGGGCGUAUACAACAGCUUGCUGAAGCAUGUGCCGCUCAGGAGAAUGUUCUUUUGGACCACGCUACUGGGAGUUGGAUUGGGUUGCACGCAGUUGAUGCUUGUCAACGGUUGGAAUCGCAGUUUGGGCAUUAGCGAUGAAUGGUUUUCCAUGGGGGACUCGUUAGUGCUCACCGUCCUUGGCCAGGUUUCUUUCAUGCCAGUCUUGGUUCUGGCAGCCAAGUUAUGCCCGCCAGGUGUAGAAGCCACGCUGUUUGCAACGCUCAUGUCUAUCAGCAAUGGCGCGGGGGUGCUUGGGGGGCUCAUGGGUGCGGGCUUGACACAGUUAUUGGGCGUGUCAAGCCACAAUUUUGACAAUCUGGCCGUGUUAGUACUGGUGACCAACCUGUCGUCGCUACUUCCGCUGCCAUUCCUGGGGCUGCUUCCGCCCGAGAGCCAGCUGCCAGACGCAGUGGACAGGGCCGAGAAGGCUUUGAAUGACAUGGAGGAGGCCAAGCGCGAGUAGGCAGGCGAAGGGCCUGGCGGUGUUGAUGACCGAUGCGAUGGAUGGCUGGGCUUUAUAAAGGGAGGUAAAAAACAAAGGCCAGCCGUUUUGCUGAGUCGAGUGAGUGAGAGGCAUUGCGCAAAGCAAGCCAGACGACUUGUUGACAUGGGCGGCCUGGUCAACAGUGGGGGUCAAUGCACUAUAAAACCUGGGUGUCAGGAA
Molecule: messenger RNA, 1987 nt
Organism: Selaginella moellendorffii
Lineage: Eukaryota; Viridiplantae; Streptophyta; Lycopodiopsida; Selaginellales; Selaginellaceae
Product: folate-biopterin transporter 1, chloroplastic
Exons: 8
Coding region: 89-1786 (565 amino acids)
Cellular component (GO): membrane
Source: RefSeq, a predicted model, not a curated record